UUUCUUCCUGGACAAACCUCUCAUGCUUUGGAGGACAUCAAGGAAGAGGAUAGCUGUAGUACGUUGCAUCCCUCAACGUCCCCACAUCAAUCAAUUACCCCAACAGAUCCAUCAACGUCCCAGGAACAAUCAAUGGAAUCCUUAAGUGAGACGACAGAGAGUGUUUUACUCACGGAGGAGACUCAUGGAGGGACGACGGACGAAACUUGUCCUGUGAAAGAAACACUUCAAGAAGAAGACAAUUUAGUAAUGGAGAGUAAUAAUGAUUCCUCAGAGAAUGAAGGCAAAACUGAAGAUAUUGACUUAGGAAACGAAGAUAGAUUACGACGUUUAGAAGAGGGAGAAAAUUGUUUGAAAAAUGUUUCAAGUAAACAUGAAAAAGACCUUGAAAUAUUAGAAGAUAGGACUUCAAAUGAAAUGACUGCAAAGUCAUGUUCAAAAAUCGGCUAUGAACGAGCUACAUUGAGUUCAGUUGAAAUGAGCUCCCAGCAAACAACUGACAAUUCUGUUGAAACAGACGUUACGUCAUCUGACGCAAUAUGCUCAGAUGACGUCAUACUAUCAUCUAGCCAGAGCCCAGGUCUAGCGAAGGAAGAUCUUGAUUUUAAAAGCGAAACUGAUCCAGCACUACAAAUGUACAGUACUCCUAAAUUAAGACCGUAUAAGGAUGCUGAGGUUGAACAAGGGUUGGAAACAGAUAAGGAAGGAUAUGGAGAGGGGAUAUCUAGAGAUAGUGGAAUACAUGAAAGUAAAGAUGAUGUUGAUGAAGUGGAUAGUGAUGGUCAUAAGUGGAUAGAUCCGCACAACUCUGAAUCGUUAGAGGACAGCGUCUUUCCAAGAAGAUCAGAACAUUACGCGGACAUGCCUAAAUAUUUGUGCGUAAGAAUAAAGAGAUCGUGUUGGCGGGAACACCGUCCUGUGUGCUGUCGUUUUGCACAUGAGGCAAUUCAACGAGCAACGACGAAAAGAGAAUUCUGGUUUUCCAUUCCUUGUGAAAGGGAUUUGAACUUGUGGAUAAUUUCUUCUCCGGCAGCCCGGAAAAAGAGGUACGUCGAUUAA
This is a messenger RNA of Dendronephthya gigantea, 1059 nucleotides long. RefSeq lists its product as uncharacterized. The record is from RefSeq and is a predicted model, not a curated record. The transcript has 3 exons. The annotation marks the transcript as partial. Lineage: Eukaryota; Metazoa; Cnidaria; Anthozoa; Malacalcyonacea; Nephtheidae.